Molecule: messenger RNA, 2948 nt
Organism: Monopterus albus (swamp eel)
Lineage: Eukaryota; Metazoa; Chordata; Actinopteri; Synbranchiformes; Synbranchidae
Gene: capn3b
Product: calpain 3b
Exons: 22
Coding region: 128-2398 (756 amino acids)
Biological process (GO): proteolysis; negative regulation of apoptotic process
Cellular component (GO): cytoplasm
Molecular function (GO): calcium ion binding; calcium-dependent cysteine-type endopeptidase activity
Source: RefSeq, a predicted model, not a curated record
ACCUCAGAGUCAAGGAGAACAGAGGAAGUUUUGCAAGUUCAUGCUCUGGUUUUGCAAACAAGGAAAGACUCCAGGGUUCAGUUUUUUCACUUUUUAAGCUCCCCAGACUGAGAAAGACACUGACAAGAUGGGCGACAACAAACAUGAAGGGAGAGUGCCUCUUUUGGAAAAUACAAGGGUGAAAGUGCUUUAUGAAACCCAAACAUCAUUCAGCCCCGGUGAUUACGCUCCAAACUCGAUCUACUCUGCAAUUCUGAGCAGAAAUGAGGCCGUCAAGGAUGCCAAGCGUCUUAAGACUUUUUUGGAACUGCGAGACAAAUAUGUGACGAAGAAGGUUUUGUUUGAAGAUCCCCUGUUUCCUGCAAAUGACUCCUCACUCUUCUACAGUCAGAAACCUUCAAUGAAGAUUGAGUGGAAGCGUCCCUCGGAAAUUUGUGAAAACCCCCAGUUCAUUGUGGAUGGAGCCAACAGGACAGACAUCUGUCAAGGAGAAUUGGGCGACUGCUGGCUGCUCGCUGCCAUCGCCUGUCUGACACUGAACGAGAAGCUGCUGUACAGAGUAAUUCCCCAGGAUCAGAGCUUCACCGAGAACUAUGCCGGCAUCUUUCAUUUCCAGUUCUGGCGUUAUGGUGAAUGGAUUGAUGUGGUUGUGGACGACCGCAUUCCCACCUGCAACAACCAGCUGAUGUUCACCAAAUCAUUCAGAAUAAAUGAGUUCUGGAGCGCCCUUUUGGAAAAAGCUUAUGCAAAGUUGCACGGGUCUUAUGAGGCCCUGAAAGGUGGAAACACUUUGGAAGCCAUGGAGGAUUUCACAGGUGGAGUUACAGAAUACUUUGAGUUGUCUGAAGCCCCUGGUGAGCUCUACAACAUCAUGAGGAAGGCGCUGGAGAGAGGAUCACUGAUGGGCUGCGCCAUAGAUAUUUUUUCAGCCAGUGAAAUGGAAUCUCAGACUCGCCACGGGCUGGUGAAAGGUCAUGCUUAUUCCAUCAUCGCCUUGGAGGAGUGCGAUGGGGUUGCAAAGGACACCAGGAUUCGUCUAAUUCGCUUGCGUAAUCCCUGGGGAUGGGUGCUGUGGAAGGGACCCUGGAGUGCAAAUUCAAAGGAGUGGUCGACCAUUUCCAUCGCAGACAGGGAGAACCUAAAAAAGCAGACUUUAGUGUCAAGCGAGUUCUGGAUGUCUUUUGAGGAUUUUAAGAGGAACUUCACUAAACUGGAGAUGUGCAACCUGACCCCCGACACGCUGCAGGGUGAUGAAAGACACAGCUGGACAGUAUCGGUCCAUGAGGGUCGCUGGGUGAGAGGCAGCUCCGCUGGUGGCUGCAGAAACUUCCCAGACACAUUUUGGACGAACCCUCAGUAUUGGCUGGAGCUGUAUGAGGAGGAUGAUGACCCAGAGGAUGGGGAGGUGGUCUGCACUGUGGUUGUGGCUCUGAUGCAAAAAGGUCGAAGGAUGCAGCGUUAUCAGGGGGCCAAAUUCCUCACAAUUGGAUUUUCCAUCUACGAGGUCCCAAAGGAGAUGUGGGGAGUGAAUCAGCAUAUGCAGAAGGACUUCUUUCUGUAUACAGCCUCCAAAGCUAAAUGCAAGACCUACAUUAACCUACGGGAGGUAACGGAGCGUUUCCGCCUGCCCCCAGGACAGUACGUCAUCAUCCCCACAACCUUUGAACCCCACGAAGAGGGAGAGUUCAUCCUCAGGGUGUUCUCUGAGAAGCAAAGCGUGUCCGAGGAAAUGGAGACUACAAUCGGGAUUGCCCAGCCACAGCCUAUUGUAUUUGUGUCAGACAGAGCACAUGCCAACAAAGAAAUCGAGCAUGACAGCAUUCUGGGGGAAACGAGGAAGAAGCUAAAGCAAAAAGUGUCCCAGGAAGAGACUGAGGAGGAAAAACAGUUCAGAGCCAUUUACCAGCAGAUUGCUGGUGAGGACAUGGAGAUCUGCGCCAGUGAACUCAAGACCAUCAUAAAGAAUGUACUCACCAAACAUAGUGAAAUCAAGAUUAAAGAAGGUUUCAGCCUUGAGACGUGUCGGAGUAUAAUCGCCUUGAUGGAUACCGAUGGCUCGGGUAAGCUGAACCUGCAGGAGUUCAAACACUUGUGGAGAAAGAUCAAGGAGUGGCAGCUGAUCUUCAAACGUUUCAAUAAAGACAAAUCCAGCUCGAUCAGUAGUUUUGAGAUGAGGAAUGCUGUUAGUGAUGCAGGGUUUCAACUCAACAAACAGUUGUAUGACAUCAUAGCCAUGCGCUAUGCAGAUGAACACCUCAACAUCGACUUUGACAGUUACAUCUGCUGUUUAGUGAGGCUAGAGGGCAUGUUCAGAGCUUUCAACGCCUUUGACAAAGACGGAGAUGGAAUAAUAAAGCUCAAUGUCCUGGAGUGGCUUCAGCUGACACUGUACUCUUAAGUCGCUUUUUGACCCCUGGAGCAGCUGCAGACAGUUGGAGACUCGCCUGUCACAGACUUCACCAUGACUUAACUCUCCUGGAUAACUGCUCAAUUUUCUCUUUACCUACACUUUAUUAAACAUAAUGAAUUUUGUCGGACAAAUCUAUAUACAAAUAUUUAAUGUAUUGUUUUUUUUAAAUAUAUUGGAGGUGAACGCUAAAUUCUAUUUGCCUUUUUAUUGCUGUGCACAUACAAUAAGUAAUAAUUACAAAUGAAACACAUAUUGCACAGUAUAUCACACAAAAAUUAAGAAAAAGAAAAUGUCAUCACAUGAACAAGUGUUAAACUGUGGUGGGAGAAAAGUCUGAAUCAGAAAGAAAUUAAAGAUACAGCGGUUCAAAGUUGUGAAGUUCAGAAAGAUAACAAGCAAUGGCAAUGUAGGAUGAAAAAUAUGAACUCUCAAAUUCUGAUUAAAAAAAAGAAAAAUGAUUUAAAUGCAGGCAAAACUAUUAUAUACACUAAUACAAUCAGGUGUUGAACUGUCUCCUGACAGCUUGUCCAUGGGAAAA